Messenger RNA from Tuber melanosporum (Perigord truffle), 2984 nucleotides. RefSeq lists its product as uncharacterized. Bases 131 to 2644 code for a protein of 837 amino acids. Gene Ontology annotation, molecular function: microtubule plus-end binding; microtubule plus end polymerase activity. Gene Ontology annotation, biological process: microtubule polymerization; establishment or maintenance of microtubule cytoskeleton polarity; mitotic spindle organization. The transcript has 8 exons. The record is from RefSeq and is a predicted model, not a curated record. Gene Ontology annotation, cellular component: spindle pole body; spindle pole; kinetochore. Lineage: Eukaryota; Fungi; Ascomycota; Pezizomycetes; Pezizales; Tuberaceae.
UCCAUCUACCUCAUCCGAUAUCCUACCCCUUCCUAUCUUUGCUCCUAACCCCACUACCCAACCACCCCAACCAUAUACCCUCUGUUGUUAUCAAUAGAGAUACAUCCCCUCUUAUAGGAGAACAUUCACAAUGGCUGAAGAAGAACCCGACUACUCCAACCUCCCUCUCACUGACAGAGCAGUUCACAAGGUCUGGAAAGUCCGCAAAGCGGCCUACGAAGAAGCGGCUGCCGAAUUUGCAAAAUCGCCCGAUGAAGGUGCACCAUGCUUUCGAGACUGGCUUAUGGAUUCUGGUCUCUGGAAAAAAAUUGUCCUUGAUUCCAAUGUUGCUGCCCAACAAGAAGGUAUCACUGCGCUCUGUGCCUUCUUACAAUACGGUGGAGUGAACGCUUGUCUACGAUCCCGGUCCCACACGAUCUCUCCGCUGGUCGAAAAGGGACUUUCUUCUACCCGUGCAGGGACCAAACAGAAGUCUCUUGAGGCUGUCCUUUUAUAUAUAGAGCUUGACACACCCGGCCCCGUAUUAGAUGAAUUGGCUCCAUAUCUCUCACACAAAAUGCCUAAAAUCAUUGCGGCUACCAUUACAACCUUUACCUCAAUAUACUCAGCUUUUGGUGCACGAACAGUAGAUCCAAAGCCUGUUCUUAAAGCGCUCCCGGCCUUAUUUGGUCAUGCGGAUAAGAACGUCAGAGCAGAGGCUACCAAGUUGGCUAUCGAGUUAUACAAAUGGUUGAAAGAUGCAAUGAAACCCAUGUUUUUUAAUGACUUGAAGCCUGUUCAACAGAAGGAACUCGAGGAGGCUUUUGAAAAAGUCAAGGAUGAGUCCCCAAAACAAGAGAGACUAUUACGGUCCCAGCAAGCUAUGGCAGGUGGCGAAGAAGAGCAAGAGGAGGAAGAAGUCGAGGCGGAUGUGGAUGCAUUUGAUUUGGCUGAGCCUGUUGACGUUCUUUCAAAGCUUCCAAGCCAGUUCCAUGAGAUGAUUGCUUCAACUAAGUGGAAGGAUCGGAAAGACGCAUUGGAAUCACUGUUUGCCUUGCUCAAUGUUCCUAGGAUUAGGGACGGAGAUUUCAAUGAAAUUAUCCGGGCCUUGGCAAAAUCCAUGAAAGAUGCAAACGUGGUGGUUGUGACAGUAGCUGCUAACUGCGUAGAACUACUCGCAAACGGAUUGAGGAAAGCUUUUGGGCGGCAUAGGUCCUCAAUCAUGACACCUAUUCUUGAACGCUUGAAAGAGAAGAAACCGACCGUAGUAGAGGCACUGGCUAAAGCCUUGGAUGCAAUCUUUGGCGCGACUUCUCUUACAGACUGCCUCGAAGACAUUCUAGAAUAUAUGAAGCACAAAAACCCGAAUGUUAAAUUGGAGACAUUGCGAUUCUCUAGGGGUUACAGGAAUGGGACUAGACCGGAAUCCAAGUCAAGUGCUGAAGCCUCCGGAAAACUUCUAAGUGACACUACAGCUCCUGCCCGUGAUGGAGCUGCUGAGGCUAUGGGAACAUUGAUGAAGAUUUUGGGCGAACGACAGAUGAACCCAUUCCUGGAUGGUUUAGACGAAAUCAGAAAGGUUAAAAUUAAGGAGUUUUUUGAGACCGCCGAGGUCAAGGCAAAGGAAAAGCCGAAACCAGUUGCUCCUCCACCAGCUGCGAAGGCUCCUCCUAUGAAGAAGAUCUUGGGCGGAAAACCUGGAUUGAAAAAGAAGGCACCUCCUGUAGCCGCAGUUCCUCCACCGCCCACAGAGGAGCCUCAACGACCCAUGAAUCCCCCGAGGGCCAUUCCAAGCAAAUUGAACGCACCAAAAGCCGGCCCUACGGGUCUAAGGUUGAAAAAACCAUCAGGUGCAGGGGGUUCAGGUGCUCUAGCUUCACCGAAGCGCGCUGCUGCACCGCGAGCCCCCUCUCCAGAAGAAGAACCGCCAGCACCCAAGGUGGCCUUUGGUGGGAGAGGUUUGGCUAGCCGGCCGUUGGCUAAGGAGGUGGCACCCGCUGCAAGAGCGGUCGAUUCAGGCCUUAGCGCUCUGGAAAAGGCUGAAUUAGAAGAGCUGAGAGCUGAGAAGGAUAGAUGGGCAAGACAAAUUCAAGAAGAGAAAGCAGAGAAGGCGAAAUUGUUUCAGGAAAUCAAUGAACUGCAACUUCAGAAUGCUCAACUGAUUGAAGAUCAUACACGGGAUAAUCUUUCAAUUCGUGCCAAGGAAGCCCAACUCGUCCGUGCCCGCUCUGACGCGGAAACUGCCGAAGCUACUGUUCAUAAGCAGCAGCGUGAAAUGGAGCGUUUGAAACGGGAACUGGCUCGUGCGGUGCGUCCUACCUCACCGGCGCCUACCGAUAUCUCGGAACAUGUUUAUCGUGAUAAUGGCCUAAAUGGCUCUUACAACAGUGGAAGAAACGACUCCGUAGGAAGGGGCGCCGGUAACCGCCUUAGCUUCGCUUCGACAUUUUCGGGUGAGGACAAGGAGAAUGGAUAUGACAGGGGUUCCCGAAUGUCCCCAACUUUACGCGAAGGCACUGAAAGUGGACGGGCAAGCGCAGCGGGAAACAGAGGUGGUGCAGAUUCCAUUGAGAGUUGGAAGCGGGCCGCCGAGGUUACAAGCCAGCUGAAGUUAAGAAUCGAGCAAAUGAAAGCAAAACAAGGACUGGCAAGAAAUCAGCAUUAGUGGUGUUUUGGUGUUGUUACUGCGGGUUGUAAUUUCAGGGGAUUGGGCGAGGGGGUUCAAAACGGAUCCGGAGUUUCAUUGUUUGCUAAAUGACUGAAGAGAAUCACCAAGGAGUGGAGAAAACAAAAAGUCUCUCUACCACAUAUUCUUUCUGUUGCAUAGCAGGGUUUUAUUUCUUUUUCCCCUUGAUUGAUUUUUUUUUCUUUUCUUUUCUUCUUUUCAACUUUUAUUGGAACAGAGAUUUACUGUAAUGUUGCGAAUUUUUUUUACCGCAGUCGUUCAUUAGCUACCCUUUCUUCUGUUUAUUUUAUUUUAUUUUAUUUUAUUUUUUUCCUCUCAA